ACAGGCGGCGUCGUGAAGCCGUGACGUGGUGCGCGCGCGGCGUGGAAUGGCGGAAGCGACGCUCCCUCUCCCCUCCUCUAAAAAAACAAUCCCUCCCUCUCUCUCACGCUCUUUUUUUUUCCUCUCCGUCUCCCUCCCGAAUGUCAACACGAUAGCGUCAGCGCCAGCUGAGAGGCCGACAGAGCUCCGUGAACCGUUCGCCCGCGUGGGUCACGGCGUCCUGUUUUCAAAGCAGGCGGCCGGAGAGACAUGGAAGGUCGCAUCUUCUCGGUGCUGUUCCCAGCGGCCGUGUGGGUACUACUGACUGCAACACACGUUACAGGCCUGGCGGCGGAGGACGACAGCGGGGCGCAGGAGUGCCACGUGCAGGCGCACGGGGAGUCGUGCGAGGGCAACCAGAACAGCUCCCGGCAGCGGCUCAACCACGCCUACCAGGAGGUGCGCAACAAGAACGGCCAGGAGGCGCUGCUCGACCACAAUUUUCUGCUAGUGACUGUCGCAACGAACCAGACAGAUGGCUUCAAGCGCUUCAUGAGAUCUGCUAAAGUCUACAAUGUUCCAGUCAAGGUGCUGGGGAUGGGGGAGCGGUGGCAAGGAGGAGACAUAAAGCGCUACGCAGCUGGAGGGUUCAAGGUCAACCUCUUGAAGAAGGAGUUGGAGAACCACAAAGAUGACAAGGACAAGAUCAUCAUGUUCACAGACAGCUACGACGUGGUGAUCCUGGCGGAAGUGAAGAGCAUCCUGGACCAGUUUGACCGGUUCAGCGCGAGGGUGCUGUUCUCGGCGGAGGGAUUCUGCUGGCCAGACGGCUCCCUGGCGUCCAAGUACCCGACCGUCCAGCGAGGGAAGCGCUACCUCAACUCUGGAGCGCUGGUCGACACCAUUCUGGAGGGGAUGGCGGGGGUGACAGCACACAGCGAGCACAUUCUGGUGGAGGGAGACACAGCCAGAGAGUCGGUUAGGCGCCUGCGGUCGGUGCUGUGCCGGCUCAAUGAGAGCGGCAUUCAGGUGACGGAGAACAAACGGUUCAUCGGCUACGCUCCAGAGCUGUACGAGAUAGUCACGUCGUCCGCGUUGGAAGAUACGGAUGACGAUCAGCUGUUCUACACCAACAUCUAUCUGAACGAUGAACUGAGGAACAAGUACAAGAUUAAGCUGGACCACAAGGCAGAGAUAUUCCAGAGUCUCAACGGAGCAGUUGACGACGUGGAGCUGAGGUUCAAAGGGCGCGAGGCGUACCUGCAGAACACCGUGUACAACACGGUCCCCCUGGUGGUGCACGGGAACGGGGUCAGCAAGACGGCGUUCAACACCCUCGCCAACUACCUGGCCAAGAGCUGGAACGCGGAGGACGGCUGUCUCAGCUGCUGGGACGACUCCUUGGUGCUGGAGGACAAGCCGCCCGAGACUUGGCCGGUGGUGUUCAUGGCAGUGUUCGUGGAACAGCCCACGCCGUUCCUCGAGGAGUUCCUGGACAAGCUGGCCCGCCUGGACUACCCCAAGGACAGGCUGCACCUCUUCUUCCACAACGCGGUUGAUUUCCAUUCGACUUUGGUGGAGCAGUUCUGGUCGGACAACAGGAAGAAGUACCGUAGCUUAAAGACCGUCACCCCCAGUGAUGACAUAGCAGAGCACGAAGCCAGGAAUCUCGCCAUUGAGCAGUGCCUAGCCAAGAAGUGCGACUACUUCUUCACUGUGGACAGCGAAGCCCAUCUCGACAACCCGCACACCCUCAGGCUGCUCGUGGAACAAAACAGGAGUAUUGUCGCUCCACUUCUGAUGCGGCCAUAUAAGGCGUGGUCCAAUUUCUGGGGGGCCCUGUCUCCUGAUGGCUUCUACGCUCGUUCCCUGGACUACAUGGACAUCAUACAUAACGAGAGGAGAGGUGUGUGGAACGUGCCGUACAUAAGUGGCUGCUAUCUGGUGAAUGGCUCCAUCAUCGCCAACACUGACACUCGACCAUCGUACACUUUGAGUGACCUGGAUCCAGACAUGGCGUUCUGUGCCAUCAUGAGAGAAAAGGAUGUAUUUAUGUAUGUAAGCAAUCGGAUGGAUUUUGGCCACCUGGUUAAUUCAGACAACUACGACAUAACCAAAACAAACAGUGAGAUAUACCAGGUGUUUGACAACCGCUGGGACUGGGAGCAACGCUACAUCCACGAGAACUACACGGAGAACUUCAAUCCCAACAAAACAGCUCAGCAGCCAUGCCCAGACGUCUAUUGGUUCCCUAUAGUCACGUCCAGGUUCUGCAAAGAGUUCAUCGAGAUAAUGGAAGACUACGGGCAGUGGUCGGACGGUACAAACAAGGACCCCCGGCUGGACGGAGGCUACGAGAACGUGCCCACCCGGGACAUCCACAUGAAGCAGGUCGGCCUGGAGCCCCACUGGAUGGAGAUGCUGCGGCUGUACGUGCGGCCGCUGCAGGAGCUGGUCUUCACGGGCUACGUCCACGACCCGCCUCGUGCCCUCAUGAACUUCGUAGUUCGGUACAGGCCGGACGAGCAGCCAUUUCUGCGCCCGCAUCACGACUCCUCUACCUACACCAUCAAUAUCGCCCUUAACCGGCACAACAUUGAUUACCAGGGAGGCGGCUGCAGGUUCAUCCGCUACAACUGCAGCGUGACGGACACUCGCAUGGGCUGGGUGCUCAUGCACCCGGGGAGGCUGACCCACUACCACGAGGGCCUGCUCGUCACCAACGGCACCCGCUACAUCAUGAUCUCCUUCGUCGACCCCUGACCCCACUCCCCGCCCGAGGGACCGGUCGCCGAGUCACUGCCCUGGGAGGCGCGAGCGCGCGGGCGUUUGUGGUCGUUGCUCCUCUCAUCGCUCGCAAAGAUUCCUUCCUUCGCCGCUCUAUGAGCAGAGACACUUCAUAGUGUUAAGUAUACUUUUGUAGAUUGGUGCAGGCAACCAGAGUUACAGAUUGCUACCACUGUCAUGUUAUUUGCAUUCACUAGAGAAAUUUUUCAGCAAGUGAUAUACAACCACAGUUACAUACAUAUUGCACGUCCGCGAACACUAAAAUAUAACACUUUAAAUAGUUAAUGGUAGUCUUUCAAAAGUGUCAAGGCAUGAGUUGCAUUUUAAGCACAGACCAUUCUCUCUGUUAUUUUGCAUCUUUUUUCUUCUUAAAGUUUCAUGCAAUAAUUUUGAUUAAUAUUUGUAACCAAAGCUUUAAUAAUGCACAUAUUUUUAAGACUCAUUAAUUUUUUUGUCUAUACUUAUUGUAACUGAUUUCAGGUGCUAAAAGGAUUCAUGUUCCUAACAUGUUGUAAUUCUAGUUUAUUAAGCUGUGCAUUUAAUGCAGAACAUUUACGCCUACAAAUAAAGUGUAUUUUUGCAUGUUUCCAAUUUUAUAUUUCAUGAAAUAUAUAUAUAAGUAUA
Messenger RNA from Bacillus rossius redtenbacheri, 3390 nucleotides. It is a transcript of the gene Plod, whose product is annotated as procollagen-lysine,2-oxoglutarate 5-dioxygenase. Gene Ontology annotation, cellular component: endoplasmic reticulum. Gene Ontology annotation, molecular function: procollagen-lysine 5-dioxygenase activity; iron ion binding; L-ascorbic acid binding. Bases 250 to 2742 code for a protein of 830 amino acids. NCBI's taxonomy places the organism in Eukaryota, Metazoa, Arthropoda, Insecta, Phasmatodea, Bacillidae. Gene Ontology annotation, biological process: peptidyl-lysine hydroxylation. The transcript is spliced from 18 exons. The record is from RefSeq and is a predicted model, not a curated record.